Dalotia coriaria is the source of this 1117-nucleotide messenger RNA. RefSeq lists its product as uncharacterized. NCBI's taxonomy places the organism in Eukaryota, Metazoa, Arthropoda, Insecta, Coleoptera, Staphylinidae. The record is from RefSeq and is a predicted model, not a curated record. Bases 21 to 842 code for a protein of 273 amino acids. The transcript has 2 exons.
AAAAAUCCAAUUACAGUUAGAUGCCUCAAGAGGCGUUUACCUCGCAUCGUCUUGCGUCUUCGCAUUCGUAUUCCGAAAACUGGAAACGUUCGCAACGUCGUGAAUGUCGUGCGAGUGCGUUUCAUGCGCUCAGUCCUCGGACACAACUCGAUCCAAACACUCCACCAAACAAAAUGGCGACGCGUCAAUUUGCGAAAAUACAAUUAACUUUAUUAUUAACAGUGUGCGUGGGCACGUUUAUAACAUUAACGAGCGCAUCAGAUGUUGAUUCAAUGACCGUCAACAAUGUACCUCACCCAGUGCAUCAUGGGAGUUUUCAAAAUGGCGUCGUGAGUUCAUCAACGGUUACAAUUUUGACAGAAAAUGAAGAACGUAAAUGUGGUAAACACUGCACAUCAUAUGAUAAAGACAGUGAAGAUUCAGAUGAUGACAGUGUCAUUGACGACGAUGAGCGCUACCAAGAUGGCGAAGAAGAUGACAACGAUGACGAUGAUGAUUUAGACGAGGAUAAUGGCAUCGAUUUCGUCGAUCAACGGCAAAAUGGUACAGAAAACUACAGAAUUAAAGUGAGUGGUUUGUUAUUAAUUAUAACACCACCGGAAAUGCCAAUGCCAACGCCAACGCCAUCUUCCACUGAAGCACCGCCAUUAACACCGCCUACACCACCAUCAAAUCAAACUAAUACAACAUCAUGGAGCGGUGUUAAAAAGCGAUUUAACGUGCGUCGGCACGAUCAGAGCUUCCUUGACCAACAGAAACGCAAACUAACGCGGUAUCAAGCGAGGAUUCCACAGUUUAUUAUGGCGCUUCUGCGAAAUCGACACGCCGCCCAAGCUCAUUAAAUUUAUGCACGCACGCGACGGCCAUAUUGUACACAAUGUGUUUUAAUUUAAAAUUUAUUUUAAUUAAUUUAGCAAGAAAUAGUUUAUAGGUCCGCAGAUUAAUAGUGUAAUUAAGUAUUUUUAUACAGUGUGCCCAAGUCACAUACAAAGUGUUCAAAAUAUUUAAAAAAAAUCAGUUUAUUUAAAGAAAUACAACAACAACCACAAUUUAUAAAAAUCACAAGUAAAAUAAUAAAUACUGAGUAUCUGAUAAAAUAAAUAAAUCCUCAUUUGAA